AAUUGGCUUCGACCUUUUCUUCUUCCCUUCCCACUUCCCAGGACUACAGAUUUCAUCAUCUCUGCGAUUCUGCCAUGCAUUUUUCACUCAACUCUCCACCUUCUGUCUCUUCUGCCUCUUCUAUCCUACUCCCUCCUUUUCCUAAAACCCCCACCUCCUUUAUCAAGAACCCCGGCAAUUUUCAUCCAUUUGCGCGAAAUAUAGCACAAGAAGAGUCCAGUCUUACUGAAAAUCCAGAUAAAUUAAGCACAAAACAAGCAUUUGUUUCAACUAAUCAAAGCGAAAUUGAACUAUCCGAGGAAAAUAGCUCCGCACACGCAAUCUGGGUGAGUGAAAAUUGCGAGAAAAAUGACCCUGAAACAGCGAGAACUGUUCUAAACCGCAUGUUAGACAACGGGGUUCAACCCAAUGUCGCUAUGUUCACCACAGUGAUCAACUCGUUCUGCAAAAAAGGACGGUUGAAACAGGCAUUUGAGGUUUUCGAAACCAUGGGGCAAGCUGGAUGCGAGCCCACAAUCAACACGUACAAUUGCUUGCUCAAGGGGAUGUGCUAUGUGGGGAGAGUAGAAGCCGCUUACGAGAUGUUGAAGACCGUCAAGAAAUCUGCCCUGAAACCGGACAUUUACACUUACACGGCGGUGAUGGAUGGGUUCUGUAAAGUGGGUAGAUCAGAUGAGGCCACGGAAUUGCUCGAUGAAGCCCUGGAAAUGGGGCUGAGCCCUAGCGUGGUUACUUACAACACUUUGUUCAAUGGGUACUUCAAGGAAGGCAGACCUCUGGAUGGGAUUCGAUUGCUGGAGCAAAUGAAGCUGAAGAACUGCAUCCCUGAUUAUGUAACUUACAGCACACUGUUACAUGGGUUGCUAAAAUGGGGCAAGAUUCGCGUAGCGUUAUCCGUGUACAAGGAGAUGCUGGAGCUUGGGCAUGAUGUGGACGGGAGGAUGAUGAACACAUUACUGAGAGGGUUAUGCAGGCGGGGGAGGAUGAAUGAGUGGGUGUUAAGGGAUGCGUAUGAGGUGUUCGACAGAAUGCGCGAGAGAAAAAUUGUGGUUGAACACCGCGCAUAUGAGCUUGUGAUUGAAGCCUUGUGUAAUGGGAAGGAGGUAGACAAAGCUCUGGCGAGUUUGGUGGAGAUGGUUAGAAUUGGGUAUUCCCCAGGGAGAUUCACCUUCUGCAAUGUCAUUCGUGCGCUUUGUGAAGAUGGAAAGGUGGAUGACGCCUUAUCAGUGCUAAGCUUAACGCAUAGAAGCUCAAGAUUCUGGGUUGGAGUUCCUCCAUAUAACAUACUGAUCAAGGAGCUGAAUCGACAAGGAAGAGCAUUGGAUGCUGGCAAUGUGUAUGGUGCUGCGUUGAAAAGAGGAUUAAUGGUGCCAAGGAAGAAACCUAUUCGAUUUUCAGAUAAAGCUCAGGCUCCUCAUAUUGCAAAUGGUUAGAUUUUAUUGCUUUGUGAGAUCAUAUCUAUUAAGACACUAUAUUCUAGUUAGCACAGGCUAAUUCAGUAGUUCAGCAGACAGGGCAAAAUAUCGGUGCGUACAAGAAAUCUCUGCCCACUUUGAACAUAAUUCACACACUGUCAUUGCCGAGUUUUGAAUCCCGGUCUCUUUUGUCAAAUACUGCUUACUAAAUCACUAAGUUAAGCCAGUGCGGGCAAUUCUUUCUCCCUCUCUAUGUAUUAUUGUAAUAGGGUCUCUUCAUCAUGUUUCAUGUAUCUUGUAAAUUGUAUUGUUUAAUAAUAAAAUUCUUGUUAUAGUUUCAAA
Messenger RNA from Ipomoea triloba (trilobed morning glory), 1757 nucleotides. RefSeq names its product pentatricopeptide repeat-containing protein At5g41170, mitochondrial-like. Gene Ontology annotation, molecular function: protein binding. The transcript is spliced from 2 exons. NCBI's taxonomy places the organism in Eukaryota, Viridiplantae, Streptophyta, Magnoliopsida, Solanales, Convolvulaceae. The record is from RefSeq and is a predicted model, not a curated record. The coding region runs from base 75 to 1433 and encodes 452 amino acids.